AUGCCGUCGUCGUCGACGAUGCUUAAACCAGAGGUCGGACCUGACAGUCUUCCUCGAGAAGCUCCUGUCAUUGCCUACACCGAGAAGUGGCUCUAUAACCAGUUAAUCAUUCUUUUUUAUUUUCCAACCAAACAUCAUGCUUCUUCUUCUUUUUCUUUAUUUUUUAUCUUCCAACCAAUCGUUUCGAUUUCGUUUCUGCAACAACAUAUAAUCUUGGUCAUUUAUCUUAAUGCUUACAACUCAAUUUGUUUCUAGUGAUAACAAUAAUCCAUGCAAUACUGUUUUUUUUUCUUCUUGUUGUUUCUGAAUGAUAUCAUAACUACACGAGGUAAAUUGAUGCUACCCACUCUACUAAAAAGGGCAGCUUUCUUCCUUUAAAAAAUAUCGAUUCCAUCAUGAGGGCUUAGUAAACAGUAUAGUUAGCAUCCUACCAAGGAGCAAGAAAGCUAUUAGGAAGUCAUUUCCUUUACCUACCGGGAGUGUUGUUUUGACAUGAGUGGCAUUUUAUCUCGAUAGUCUUGGAUAGAAUUAUGCUGCUUGUUGGGUCCUGGUGAUGGAACUAACAUUUUUUAGCGGAAGAAAACAGUUAUGUAGCUAUGGUGCCAUUCAGAAACAACCCAAGAAAAAGAAAAAAAACAGUAUUUCACGGAUUAUUAUCAUCACUAUAAAAUAAAUUGAGUUGUAGGCAUCAAGGUAAGGGAUCAAGAUUAUAUACUACUGCAAAAAAAAUAAAAUUAAAAGGAUUGAUUGGAAGAUAAAAAAAAAAACUUGAUGUUUGGUUAGAAAAUAAAGAAAGAAUGACUAACUGGUUGCAUGUUCAUUGGAUUAUGGGUCAUAUCUACUUGGGUAGAGACCAUUAGACAAAUUGAGGUUAGAAUAUGAACUUAGAACUUUUAAUAACUAUUAUUUUAUGAGCUAUUUGUAUAGAUUUAUAUUUUUUUCAUGAUUUUAUAUAAGAAGCUAUCUUGACAAAAUAAUUGAUUAAAAUAUUGUAUAUCAAGUUAUGUGAUAUGAUGUUAGAUUACUUAUUUUUGUCUCUAUAACUCUUGUCAAUUGAUAGUAAAAAGUAUUGACAGUGAGGAUUUUACACCAAGCUAGGAAAAGAAAUGGAAAGAAAGGACUCCAUUAAAUUCCUGUUCUUAUAAAAAAGAGAGAUUUAAGAGUUUUUGGACCUAUUGAUAAGACAUAAACAUAUCUAUAAAAGAAAUUCAUAACCUUAAUAUUAAUUAUAUCAUUAUAUAUGAUUUGAGUAUUCCUCUUUUAUAUGAAAUAUUAUAAAAGAACCAAUCUAUUUCAACCAACUGGUUUUAGAUAUUUUAAAUGUGAGCUUAUUGACGAGGGAGAGCUUUCUAAGAUGAUAUGAUGAGUGAGGUCACUUCACUUAGCCUAGCCUAGUCUCAGCAAAGCAGCAAAUAAAGCUCAUUCUGUCCAUUAUCAAGCAAACAUCAUGUUCAAGCCCAAAGAACUCUCUAAAAUAGGUUUAGCCCAAAAAAGCACUCCAAUCGUUUGGCUUUAGCCUUGGUAUCCAAGGAACAUCACGUGGAUACGAGGCUGAGUCCCUCAGUAAGCCUGAUCAAGUCUAGCUUAUCAACAACACCUUUUCCCCCCUUCCUGUCAUUUCCAUAGGUAACCUUAACACAACGUCUUCUCAUGGAAAACAACCAGCUCCAUUUUCGAAAUCCAAGCUCUCCUUUCCUUCACUGUCCCAUUUCUUUUUUUGGCGGGCUUCAUUUUAUAAGCGUAAGCCAUAUAAAUAGUCAUUCUAUGAAGGGUAAGCGAAAAAAGUUAGUUUCUUCAGUUGAUUCUCUAUUCAUUUUAUCCUUAUCCCUAUACAAAUACCACUUCAUAGUUUCUAGACCAGCUAGUUUAGGGUAAGCGAACCCUGAACUCCGUAGUUCUUUUGGAAUGAACAUCUAUCUAGCUUCAGAAGUUGUUUCCUAUAUGGAUCGCUAAACUAUGGAGCUAAGAGCCGAAUCCCUUGAAUUCUCUCAACCUCGUGAUUAUAGUUCCUAAUUUUCUGACUAUGAUAUGGUCUCUGUCAGCCUUACCAGCCGUCCAAGAUGAACCGAAUUGAUCUUUUUUGUCCCCUCAGCCAUCCAUUACCGUCUUCAUUUAGCAGCAAAUUAACUCAAGGAUAACCUUUAUGUAUGAGCUGGAAAGGAGGUAUCUAUAGAUACCAAACAAACUAGCUAGUUUGAGAAGAUAGUUAAAUAAGAGGCGGAUCUAGGGAGUCAUUACUUCUUCGACUUCUUAUUCAUAGUUCAGAUAAUCCAACCUCCACUGGUAAGCAGCACCAAAGAGAAUCAUCAUAACAUUUUUUUCUGAAAUAAGAACUCAUCAAGAGAUGAGACGUAGCUAAUGUUGUUCGAUCACAGUCACGAGAUUUGUCUGCAGCUAUUAUAUCUAAUCAAUCUUCUGUUUUCAUUCUAUUAGAAUGUGAUCUGAAAGCGGAUCCAGGAAUCCCCGGAUAAUGGUAGUUAAGUUAGUAAAAUCCAAUAAUCAAUUGGUUUUAUAAAGACUUUCCUAACCUAGAUAUUGUAACGGAAAUUCCUGUUUAUUUUUAGGGUUUUUAUAAUUCUUGAAAAUCUUUUUCAUUUACUGGCUUGAAAAAAAUUUGUAAGCUAUGAAUUUCACUAAUAGAAUGAUGGAAUGGAACUAUAACCAUACUUCCAUGGUCUACCAUGAUACUUGGGUUACUUGGCAGCUAUACUGUCACAGUAAAUUCUCACGGGUCUGGGGGAGAUUAAGUAGACGCUGCAAUGUGACCCAACUGGAGUCUCGGCGUCUUGGAAGCAGCAACAAAAGUUGUGAAGGACGAGGAAGAAAUUAAGCAGAAGUGUGAAGACUUAAAUCAUCUGAGAAAUUGUUGAAAGUUUGCACUUGUGGUUGUCCAUGGGAUGGAAAACCAAUGGGACCUGCACCGAACAACCCAGCUCAAGAUGCCUCGAUUCCAUUUUCAACAGAAAGUGGUGCCGGAGUGGCUGAGAAUGCUCCUCAUCACGCAAAUUAAUGGGGGAAAUGUCCAAGUCAUGAAUUAGCAAAAUCAACAGCCUAAUGUCGAGGUAGAAGGAAGGGGAAAGAAGAAAGUCCAUUUCCAAGGAAGGGGGAGGCGAAUCGGGGCUGUUCCCAAGGGUAGAGGAUUUUCCCAACCUGGCUGGACGGUGGCAGGAUUUGAUGUUGAUGGUAGAAGUUAGAAGCAACAUUUCAUAUUCUCCUAUACUGAAUCUGUGAGUGAGCACCUCUACUUUUGCUCCACCAAGCAAGCAUGCUCUUUGUUCCAUAUACGCUGGUUGAUUUUUCCUACUGUAUUUAUUCAAUUGGCUAUAGCUAGCUUGUUGAUAUAGAAAAUGCCAUCUGACCUUUUGAACUUCACAUUGCCACUUGCCCUUGCCAUCAAUUCCUCAUUCAAGGAAGUAUGGCUCAAGAACAUUUCUCAUUCUUUACUCUUUAACUAGCCAAAGCUGUGACCUGAAACUCUAGACUCUCCUUGUCCCCUUACUUGUAUAUAGUCUGUUGAUAUAGAAGUGGCAUUUGAUCCUACUUCCCACUGCUGCUUCACUUGUGUUACAAAUAGAUUCCUUCGAUAUUGUUUAGUGUUUACCCAUGUAAAGUAAACAUUUGUUGUUCUUCACUUUUAUUCUGGCUAUAGCUGUACGUUUAAAUCUCUAGACUCCCCUUCCCCUUCACAUGUGCUACUUCUGCCCCGUGUGGGCUUUGAUUGAACAAUUGAAAUCUUAUCAUUCUCUUCGGUCAGCAA
This is a messenger RNA of Populus nigra (black poplar), 3757 nucleotides long. RefSeq lists its product as uncharacterized. The record is from RefSeq and is a predicted model, not a curated record. NCBI's taxonomy places the organism in Eukaryota, Viridiplantae, Streptophyta, Magnoliopsida, Malpighiales, Salicaceae.